Fusarium graminearum PH-1 is the source of this 1053-nucleotide messenger RNA. RefSeq lists its product as uncharacterized. Lineage: Eukaryota; Fungi; Ascomycota; Sordariomycetes; Hypocreales; Nectriaceae. The transcript is spliced from 4 exons. The coding region runs from base 1 to 1053 and encodes 350 amino acids. The record is from RefSeq and is a predicted model, not a curated record.
AUGAGAAGCCUUCAGGCGAAGCAGAACGCCAAAAGACGAGAGAAAGAACGAUGGGAGAAAGGCAUCCAACUGGGCAAGAAAUUUGUCAACACGAAUCGUCUCAACUUUGUCUACGAGGUUGACAUCACUCGGGAUGAUGAAGCGACCGGCGAAAUCGGCCAGAAAUACACCCUCUACUUGUGGGAAUCCAAUGCAAAACCACACUUGUACUUGUUCGCUGCCCGAUUUCUUAAGAAGAAAGGCAGCUCUAAGCCAUCCUAUCACCGCCCUAGCCCUUAUGAAGGGUUGUGGCGGCAGGAGAUGGACCUUUUCAUGGAUUUCUUCAAGAAGAAGACUGGCAUUGAGUGGCAAGAUCGUGUGUCUCUAGCCAACACACAGCCAAGCUCCUACUUUCAGUAUGCUCCUCCAGCCAAAGGAAGAUCUGUCGGACGGCGCCUCCGACAUGACCUUGACUAUAGCCGAGAGAUCAACGCGCAUAUUCUGGGACUCCCGUGGCCCCCAGUUGAGAAUUCCGAGGUCACAAAAGACUCAUCAGAGAACGAAUCCGACAUGGGCCCAAGACCCUUUGGGGAUGAAGAUGUUGUCAUGACUCCGCCACCUGACUCUACCGUUGUUUCGGAGGACGAGUACCAGGAAACAGAGCAAGAGUCUAAGCCAGCUCAGGAACAGAACUCAGAUACUAGCCCUGGAAGCCCUGAACGUGAUGCGAAAAAGAUCACAUCGCCUCCCAAACCAGAUGACGCACCGAUUGAGGAUAGUACUCCUACUAUCGACACUCAGUCCACCGGAACCGAGGAUUGCAGCACACAAUCUAAGGGAAGACUCGAGACUCCCCCGCAUGAGAUGGAGACAGAGCCCAAAAGUACACCGGCUGGCUCAGCCCCUCCAGAUCCAGAGGAUACUCCUAUGUCUCCAGCCAAACCUGCUACUCCAGCCCCAUCCAUCGAUGAGAAUGGUAUCUCAGAGUCGUCCAGCGAACCUCUCGUGAUCUUCGACAAAGAAACCGGGAUGGGAAUUUCGCUGGAAUUUGAACCACGAGAACCAUUAACUUAG